GCGCAGGGCGGGAUGGGGUUUGGCCGUAAGGGUGGGUCAAGGCCAGGAAAGUAGCACUUGUUCGUUGCUGCCCCAGAAGGCUGGAAGCCGAGGACCCGAGAGCGGGCAUGGCGACUUGGUCUCAGGCGGACUCUGGUUUCUCUGGAAACCCCCCUGGUAAGUGUGGAGGAGGCGGGACACUCUGACCCAAGACAAAAGGCCGGUACCUCCAGCCAAAGAAAAUAAACCUUAGGAGAGAGAAGGAAAAACAAAACAAAACAAAACAAAAACCCGUCGGCUGUUCCAGAGAACAGCCUGCAGUGGAACCAACAGCGAGGACGACUGACGUGAGUGGGGAAGUGACUGUAUGUGGACUGUGGAGAAAGUAAGUCACACGGGCCCCGAGGGCCUGGACUGGGUGAGGAACAGCUGUGCUUGCAGAGGUGAGGUGUCGAGAAGGGAAAAGUGAAUGUGGUCUGGAGUGUGGCCUUGGCUCCACGGGCUGUGCGUUCCUCCGAGGCCGUCAGGGAGCUCAGCCCCCGUGUUCCGCCGGGGCGGGGUACAGGGUUUGGCACCGAGGGGGGUAACUCGCUGGCUGGAGCAGCAGAACAGUGGCCUUGAUUUGUCUUUUGGAAGAUUUAAAAACCAAAAAGCAUAAACAUUGUGGUUCUUCAGCAAUGCUUUCUCUGAAGAAAUACUUAACGGAAGGACUCCUCCAGUUCACCAUUCUGCUGAGUUUGAUUGGGGUGCGGGUGGACGUGGAUACUUACCUGACCUCACAGCUCCCCCCGCUCCGGGAGAUCAUCCUGGGGCCCAGUUCCGCCUACACUCAGACCCAGUUCCACAACCUGAGGAACACCUUGGAUGGCUAUGGUAUCCACCCCAAGAGCAUAGACCUGGACAAUUACUUCACCGCCCGGCGGCUCCUCAGUCAGGUGAGGGCCUUGGACAGGUUCCAGGUGCCGACCACUGAGGUGAACGCCUGGCUGGUCCACCGGGACCCGGAGGGGUCUGUCUCUGGCAGCCAGCCCAGCACAGGCCUUGCGCUCGAGAGUUCCAGUGGCCUCCAAGAUGUGACAGGCCCAGACAACGGGGUGCGAGAAAGUGAAUCGGAGCAGGGAUUCAGUGAAGAUUUGGAGGAUUUGGGGGCUGUAGCCCCUCCAGUCAGUGGAGACUUAACCAAAGAGGACAUAGAUCUGAUUGACAUCCUUUGGCGACAGGAUAUUGACCUGGGGGCUGGGCGUGAGGUUUUUGACUAUAGUCAUCGCCAGAAAGAGCAGGAUGUGGAUAAGGAGCUGCAAGAUGGAGCGGAGCAGGAGGACACCUGGCCAGGCGAGGGCGCAGAAGUUCUGGCACGAAACCUGCUAGUGGAUGGAGAAACUGGGGAGAGCUUCCCUGCCCAGGUGCCUGGUGGGGAGGACCAGACAGCCCUGUCCCUGGAAGAGUGCCUUAGGCUGCUGGAGGCCACCUGCCCCUUUGGGGAGAAUGCUGAGUUUCCAGCAGACAUUUCCAGCUUAACAGAAGCAGUGCCUAGUGAGAGUGAGCCCCCAGGUCUUCAGAACAACCUCUUGUCUCCUCUCCUGACGGGGACAGAGUCACCGUUUGAUUUGGAACAGCAGUGGCAAGAUCUCAUGUCCAUCAUGGAAAUGCAGGCCAUGGAAGUCAACACAUCAACCAGUGAGAUCCUGUACAAUGCCCCUCCUGGAGACCCACUGAGCACCAACUACAGCCUUGCCCCCAACACUCCCAUCAAUCAGAAUGUCAGCCUGCAUCAGGCAUCUCUGGGAGGCUGCAGCCAGGACUUCUCGAUCUUCAGCCCCGAGGUGGAGAGCCUGCCUGUGGCCAGCAGCUCCACUUUGCUCCCGCUGGUCCCCAGUAAUUCCACCAGCCUCAACUCCACCUUUGGCUCUACCAACCUGGCAGGUCUCUUCUUUCCGCCCCAGCUCAAUGGCACAGCCAAUGACACCGUAGGCCCCGACCUGCCUGACCCACUUGGGGGUCUGUUAGAUGAAGCCAUGCUGGAUGAGAUCAGCCUGAUGGACCUGGCCAUAGAGGAAGGCUUUAACUCCGUGCAGGCCUCCCAGCUUGAAGAGGAAUUUGACUCUGACUCAGGCCUCUCCUUGGACUCCAGCCAUAGCCCUUCCUCUCUGAGCAGCUCUGAAGGCAGUUCUUCUUCCUCCUCUUCCUCUUCCUCCUCCUCCUCUGCUUCUUCCUCAGCCUCUUCCUCCUUUUCUGAGGAAGGUGCUGUCGGCUACAGCUCUGACUCUGAAACUCUGGAUCUAGAAGAGGCAGAGGGUGCUGUGGGCUACCAGCCUGAGUAUUCCAAGUUCUGCCGCAUGAGCUACCAGGAUCCGUCUCAGCUCUCCUGCCUGCCCUACUUGGAGCAUGUGGGCCACAACCACACGUACAACAUGGCGCCCAGUGCCCUCGACUCUGCUGACCUGCCACCACCCAGCACCCUCAAGAAGGGCAGCAAGGAGAAGCAGGCCGACUUCCUAGACAAGCAGAUGAGCCGGGACGAGCACCGAGCCCGAGCCAUGAAGAUCCCCUUCACCAAUGACAAGAUCAUCAACCUGCCUGUGGAGGAAUUCAAUGAGCUGCUGUCCAAAUACCAGCUCAGCGAAGCCCAGCUGAGCCUCAUCCGGGACAUACGGCGCCGGGGCAAGAACAAGAUGGCAGCCCAGAACUGCCGCAAGCGCAAGCUGGACACCAUCCUGAACCUGGAGCGGGAUGUGGAGGACCUGCAGCGCGAUAAAGCCCGACUGCUGCGGGAGAAGGUGGAGUUCCUCCGGUCCCUGCGGCAGAUGAAGCAGAAGGUCCAGAGCCUGUACCAGGAGGUGUUUGGGCGGCUGCGAGAUGAGAACGGGCGACCUUACUCACCCAGUCAGUAUGCUCUCCAGUACGCCGGGGAUGGCAGUGUCCUCCUCAUUCCCCGCACCCUGGCUGACCAGCAGGCCCGGCGACAGGAGAGGAAGCCAAAGGACCGGAGAAAGUGAGCCUGGGGUGGAAGGGGGGGUUGACGCUCACCAAGAUUGAAACUGGAGAAGGGCUGGGCCUGGACCUGGACCUACAGCAGGGGGACUUGAAUGCCUUCUUAUCCAAUAGAUCUUCUCAGAUGGGAUGACUGUCGGUCAGUGGAAGAGGCGGGCGCAGGUGCUGUCUGGCUCAGCUUCCCCCACUGGGGAGAGUGGAAAUAGCCAGACUGUUUGGGUGGACAGGGUCCUCACUCAUCCCCCUUUCAUUUGAGGGAAGGGGCAGGGUGGUGAUGGCAGUGAUGGAGGCUGACAAAGGGAAAGGAAGGGACUUGUGAAAGGAGACAAAGGUAGUAGAAAGUCUCAUUCCAGGAAGAGGAAGGAAAGAAACCAAAAAAAAAAAAAAACAAAGCUUGAAGAAAAAAGUGCAGGUUAAGAUUGAAUCUGACCAGGAUUCCAGGCAGCAGGUUUUAGGUGGGACUAGGUCAUUGGUGUGAGUAAACCCCACUUCACCCCAGGGGAGGGGUGGAACAGACAGGGUGGGUUCUGGGAGGGGCUUUGUGAACUCUUUCUGCUCCCGCACUUUGGCAUCCCUGAAGGGGAGGCUCUUCGAUAUCUCCUUGAAUGUUUCAGUGCUGGGGAGCCACUGGGACCCGAUACUAGCCAGCUUGGAGAGGGUUAGGGUUAAAGGGUGGAGCGAACAGGAGAGGAUCACAAGGCCCAGUGUUGCAGGAGCCCCAACACCAAGCAUGCCACUCACUGCCCUGCCACUCCAUCUCCCUUGGUGCCCAGUCACCCCUGAGCUGAGGCUCCCACAACUCCAUCAGAACCUGCAUGCAAAUGCUGUUCUCUUCCCGGCCCCUCACUGGCUGCCCAGAGCUCUUCCGCAGCUGGGGUGCUGGCAGUGCCCCCAGUGAUGGGCCUGCAGCCUCCUGGGGGCUGUUUUGAGGCAGGGGGACGAUGUGGAGAAGCCAGGCAGUAUUCAGCACAAUACUGAGGAGUGACCCCCUCAGGUCUCCCACCAACAACUGGGCUUGUCACUGGAAAAGACAAAAUACAAAACCCAGCAACAAAACUAGUCCUCUUAGAGUUUCCUGCGCCUUUUUUUUUCCUAAGGGCUUUGAGCCCUGUUUCACUUAUAGGGUCUAGAAUGCUUGUGUUGAGUAAAAAGGAGAUACCCCAAUAUUCAAAGCUGCUAAAUGUUCUCUUUGCCAUAAAGACUCCGUGUAACUGUGUGAACAUUUGGGAUUUUUCUCCUCCAUCCUGAGGUCUCUGUCUGCUUUCUUUUUUGGGUGUCUUCCUAGGAGAAUGAGAAGUGCAUGUAAUGGCGGUUGAGAGCACCUUCCCCCACCCCAGGCUCUUGGCUAUAGGCAGCUUGUCAGCACCCCCAGCUCAGCUAGGACUCCUGGAGGACUGCCUGGGGGAGGCAGAGAGGGAAGUGCCAAGGUGGCCAUAUGGUUCCAGGACCAGUGUCUUUAUUUUUUAAAAUGUUUGCUACUGCUGCCCCCCGCAUCCAUUUGGAAUAACAGGAAUGCUUUGAGUGGGGGAAGUGCCGAUUCUCCCCAUUUGGAGUGGGGCGGGCAACACAUUAACUGAGCAGUAGGAGCCUGGGAAGUGCUUUUAUAAAUUAUUUUCCUUGUAGAUUUUAUUUUUAAUUUAUCUGUGACCUGCCAGGGAAGGGAGAGGAGAAGAGAGAGGAGGUUGUGAACACAAGACAAAAUAAAAUAAAAUGGAUGAUUCAUUCUCAAGUGCAGUUUUUCCCUAUCUUGGAAUUAAACAGUGAAUAGGCCUCACAAGGGCUGGCCAUUGUGUGAUUGAGGCAGCGCUCACACCGGAAAGGGGGAGAGAGGCUGAUGAGUUAAGGAAAAUAGUCUUAACUGCUGUAUCGGUAUGCCUUCCACGUAGGUGUUAUGUACCUCUUUACAAGGUUUGCCAGCUCUGACCUCCUGGAGGAAGGAUUCAGACUCCUUUUGGUCUUUCGCAUAGGGUAGGCUAGGUGGAGCCGGUGUCACCUGGCCCAGCUCUGUAUUUCCUGUCCACCUGUAACAGACUGCAUUUAUCCUGACUGUGCUGUUACUUCUCUGGUGGCCCCACCUGCCAGAGUGCUGCAGAGCACUGGAAUGUAGUCACACUGACAACUGGGAUGUGAAAACCUGAGAAUCAACAGGACCAACACACCAGGUGCUUCUGUUGAAGAGAGUAAGGCCAUAGGGCUUGAGAAACAGGAAGCCAGACUCCAGGUUUUGAGGCAUCGGAAAACCCCAACUGAGGUGACCAGAAUCAGUCCUCCCUCCAAAACACUGGACAAUACCAAGCCUUUGACGUGUUGAAUGUGAAAAGGUACUGGGUGGUUUCUGGAACUGCCACAUGCCCAUCUUGAGGUAGGUAGCAAAUGCCUGAGGAAUGAUGGCCCACUGGCAGUCUGAGAUGCUCGGACAAGGUUUACGACCAGAAGCUGUGAUCUCGAGUUCCCCUGUGCCACUGUGUGACCUGGCUCGGCCUCGUCCUUCAGUGAUGCUGCGAGUUUAUCCUAAGGAAUGGAAUAAAAUUCCGGGAGUAACAUUGA
This is a messenger RNA of Phyllostomus discolor (pale spear-nosed bat), 5517 nucleotides long. RefSeq names its product nuclear factor, erythroid 2 like 1 (gene NFE2L1). NCBI's taxonomy places the organism in Eukaryota, Metazoa, Chordata, Mammalia, Chiroptera, Phyllostomidae. The coding region runs from base 657 to 2975 and encodes 772 amino acids. Gene Ontology annotation, cellular component: nucleus. Gene Ontology annotation, molecular function: RNA polymerase II cis-regulatory region sequence-specific DNA binding; DNA-binding transcription factor activity, RNA polymerase II-specific. The record is from RefSeq and is a predicted model, not a curated record. The transcript has 6 exons. Gene Ontology annotation, biological process: regulation of transcription by RNA polymerase II.